CUGAAUUCCAUGGAAUCUGGGAAAGUCUUGUGUAUGAGACUGGAGUCAAAACAAAGCUUCUGGAUUAUGUCACAACAACAAUGUACUUCUCAGACAAAAAUGUCAACAGCAACCUGAUUUCUUGGAAUCGCGUUGUUCUGCUUCAUGGACCUCCAGGCACAGGGAAAACAUCACUGUGCAAAGCUCUUGCCCAAAAACUUUCAAUCAGACUGUCUAGUCGAUAUUCUUAUGGCCAGUUUGUGGAGAUAAAUAGUCACAGUUUGUUCUCAAAGUGGUUUUCAGAGAGUGGUAAGCUGGUCACAAAGAUGUUUCAGAAGAUCCAACAGCUGAUUGAUGACAAAGAUGCCCUUGUGUUUGUUUUGAUUGAUGAGGUGGAGAGCCUAACAGCAGCCCGGAAUGCUUCCCAGGCUGGAACAGAGCCUUCUGAUGCCAUUCGAGUGGUCAACUCUGUCCUCACUCAGCUAGAUCAGAUCAAACGGCAUUCCAAUGUGGUCAUCCUGACAACUUCCAAUGUGACAGAAAAGAUUGACUUGGCGUUUGUGGACAGAGCUGACAUCAAGCAGUAUAUCGGCCCACCAUCCGAGAAAGGCAUUUAUAACAUCUACCUCUCCUGCCUUGAAGAGUUGAUGAAGUGUCAGAUUAUCUACCCCCGGCAGCAGCUGUUUACCAUGCAUGAGCUAGAAACGAUGGACUUUUCGAAGAGCGAGGUGUCGGAGUACAGUUUGAAACUGAGGAACAUUGCUAUAAAAAGUAAAGGCUUGAGUGGAAGAGCUCUCAGGAAGCUACCAUUUCUUGCUCAUGCACUCUUCGUAAAGAUGCCGACAGUAUCUCUGGAGAUGUUUCUGGAGGCUCUGAGCCAUGCUGUGGAUGAACAGGGAAAGGAGAAGGAUAAUCUUAUCAAUGGCAUCUGAAAACAAUAAAAUAGCUCAAAAUGGACCCGUGAUUGUCUGUGAGCUGCAGUUGUAAAACAGCUGUGAUUGUUUUUACUUAUCCUGUUCAUGUCUUGAAAGAUGUUAUGCAGUUUAUAUUGUUGAAUUAUAAUUUUAAACUAAAAGUUGUAGUUACUAUCUAAUCAUUACUUACAUGUUCAUGGUAUUACCGGUUUGCUUCUUCUGUGAUAUGUUUUUUACAAACACAGCUUUACCUUAACAGUUUCCUGAAUUGGAGUAAAAUCCUACUUCUGUUUUUCCAGUUACUUCCUGUCUUAUCUUGCAUUGAUAUUUGCUCAGCUGUAUUUUAUCAGCAAGAAGUAACAGACUGGAUGAAGCAAUAUUUGCCCUAAUUUUUUGAAGCAGUUUGUUAUGGAAAGUUAAUGUUUGUUUCACUGUUUGUGGAUUUUAUCUAACAAUGCUGAAGUGACUAAUCUUUUGUUAAAUGUGUUAAAGUGAUUCAUUUUUCAUCAGUUCUGUCUUUCCUGGAUUUACAACUGUUUUCCAUUGGUUUAAAACACUGUAGUAAAUGCAUGUGUUUCUA
Nothobranchius furzeri (turquoise killifish) is the source of this 1473-nucleotide messenger RNA. Lineage: Eukaryota; Metazoa; Chordata; Actinopteri; Cyprinodontiformes; Nothobranchiidae. The record is from RefSeq and is a predicted model, not a curated record.